Molecule: messenger RNA, 1059 nt
Organism: Suillus discolor
Lineage: Eukaryota; Fungi; Basidiomycota; Agaricomycetes; Boletales; Suillaceae
Exons: 3
Coding region: 1-1059 (352 amino acids)
Source: RefSeq, a predicted model, not a curated record
AUGAACAGGACUGGCCGUCGAUAUAUUGGCCACUUUGAUGUUCCGUUGAAGAAUCGUGUAGCCUCACUGUGUCAGCGCACAUCACAUGCUCUUUCUGACGAUACUGGUGUGCUUUCGAGUGGAUGGGUCAAUGGUGAUGACUAUGAAGAGAUGCAGGAACCAUUUGGGAUACUGCCUUUUGAUGACGACACACUGAAGCACAGCGGGAUGCUUCCAUUCAGCAGCAUGUUCGUGAAGGAGAACGAUAUUCGUUAUGUCCACCUCAGUCAGAUGCAGGUCACACGAUUCGCAGUGCUUCCCGUGCACUCUUGUGAAGAGCGGGCCUUGUUUCAAGCCUAUGCAGAAUCAUCUCCGAUGUUUGCUGGUCCACAGCAGCCUGAUUUUGUUGCACUCGCUUCACUCAUGAAUGGACAUGCUGAUGGGACUCAUAUAUUCUAUAAGCUUCCAGAACACAUCAAGACACACUACAAGACAUGGCUCGACUACAGCAAUAAGAAGUCGUCCGUCACCCUAAGUGCAGAUGCGACACGAAGAAUACGGACCUUACUUGAAUUCCAAGUUGGAUCUCCACAAUCAGUCCCCACUGCUCUCCCGCAGCAACUUGCUGACACCAUAAAUGCUCCCACAAAUCCUUCGCAGACUUCUGAGAAUCCUUGGCAACUUGAGAAGCUGCUUGCAGACCAUCGCCUGGCACAAUCUGCGCUCCAGUACAGCUAUGGGGAUCGCAGGGAUGAAGUACAGGCAAUGAGUCAUGCAGCAUCAGCGAGGAGAGUCCCAGAGGCAAGCAGAUCAGAAAAAUGCGCUGCUCCAACAGUGGGUGAUGACGGCCAUGGACCAUCACGAAAGAAGAACAAACCACGAACUUGCAUGCAUUGUAAGAGCACAGAGUGCAAGGGCAGAUGGGCAGUGAAAAAUUGUGCUGUGAAGAUGCACGAGAUCCAGCAACGCGCUGAAACACAGAGUCGACGCAACACAACAGCAGCAGCAUCUGUAGUGAGUGGCUCGAAUGUCAUGUUGGAUGCAGACACUGCAGUUUCUGAGUCGUGUGGACAAGUUUGA